Messenger RNA from Hyphopichia burtonii NRRL Y-1933, 1976 nucleotides. RefSeq names its product Npl4p (gene NPL4). Gene Ontology annotation, biological process: ubiquitin-dependent protein catabolic process. Gene Ontology annotation, molecular function: ubiquitin binding; ubiquitin protein ligase binding. Gene Ontology annotation, cellular component: nucleus. NCBI's taxonomy places the organism in Eukaryota, Fungi, Ascomycota, Pichiomycetes, Serinales, Debaryomycetaceae. The coding region runs from base 19 to 1713 and encodes 564 amino acids. The record is from RefSeq and is a predicted model, not a curated record. The transcript has a single exon.
UUUAAGUCAAUAUUGAAAAUGAUUCUUCGAUUCAGGUCGAAGGACGGGAUGUUCAGGGUCAAUGCUGAACCUGACACUGAUUUUUUGAACACAUUGGAGGAAUUAGUUAAUAAGAUUAACAUUAAAGAUCCACAAUCGAUUCAUAUCAGUGAUCGACCAAAUGAUAAGGGACAACCGGCCAAUUCGUUUAUUGGUAAGACCAUAGACUCAUUAGGCUUAAAGAAUGGAUCGAUGCUUUUUUUAACAUAUAAUACUAGUGAUCUUACCGAUACCCCAUCGUCUACGUCGGUUCAAGUUACUAAACCAACUAGCAUUUCUAUUGAGCCAAUUUCAAUUCCAAAACCACUUGAAGUUAAGCAAUUACCAGUUGAUGAUUACUUGGAUGGAAAGGAUGGAUAUAUCAAACGUAAUAAGUCAUCAAUGUGUCGUCAUGGAGAUAAAGGGAUGUGUGAAUAUUGUUCACCAUUACCACCUUGGGAUAAGAAUUAUAAAAAAGAACAAGGAUUUAAACAUAUAUCAUAUCAUGCCCAUUUAAAUGAAAUUAAUGACCAAAAAAACAAUAAAAAUAAUGCAACGUCUUAUAUGGCACCAUUAGAAGAACCCAAUUAUAAUGUUAAUUUGAAAUGUCCAUCAGGACAUGCACCAUAUCCUAAAGGAAUUUGUUCCAAAUGUCAACCACCAGUGAUUACAUUACAGCAACAACAGUUUCGUAUGGUUGACCAUGUUGAAUUUGCCGAUCAUUCAAUUUUAAAUAAAUUUAUUGAUUCUUGGAGACAAACUGGUUUACAAAGAUUUGGGAUCUUAUACGGAAGAUACGAAGCUUUUGAAAAAGUGCCCUUGGGAAUAAAAGCGGUUGUGGAGGCUAUUUAUGAGCCACCUCAAGCAAAUGAAUUGGAUGGUAUUACUUUAUUAGAUUGGGAAAAUGAAAAUCAAGUUGAUGAAAUUGCUGCUUCUUUAGGAUUAUACAAAGUCGGAAUCACUUUCACUGAUUUAAUCGAUUCGGGUAUGGGUAAUGGGACCGUAUUAUGCAAAAGACAUAAAAAUAGUUAUUUCUUAAGUUGUUUGGAAGUUUUAAUGGCUGCUCGUUAUCAAAAUAAACAUCCUAACAUUUCCAAACAUUGCAAUAGCGGUCAAUAUUCAUCCAAAUUUGUCACCUGUGUUAUUUCUGGUGGCUUACAAGGAGAAAUCGAACCCCGAUCAUAUCAAGUAUCCACCAGUGCUGAAGCUUUGGUGAGAGCUGAUAUCAUUAGUGGCUCUACUCAACCUUCGCAAUUAAUAAUAAAUCAAUCCGAUGGUAAGAGAUACGUUCCGGAUGUGUUCUAUCUGAAAAUCAACGAGUACGGCUUGGAAGUUAAAACAAACGCUAAACCCAGCUUCCCAGUGGAUUUCUUAUUAGUUACCUUACUGGAUUCGUUCCCACUAGUUCCAACCCCGUUCUUUCAAAAUGGUUUUGCAAUCGAAAAUAGAGACUUCUUGGGUGAAUUACAAGACUUGAAUGCGGUCUACAAACACUUGAAUAACGAUAAGGGCGAUGGAAGCCAGUUAUGUGAUUUCCACUUACUCGUUUGUUUGGCCAAAUUAAACAUCUUGGGAGAAGCAGAAUACAACCUAAUUCUCAAAUUCGUGAAGCACCGUCAGUACGAGGACUAUCUCCAGCUAGUAGAGAGUCCCGGCUGGAUGACCUUGAUCACCAUCUUAGAACACAGCCAUUAGAGCCUUGUAUAGAUUUUGCAGUCAAUGUUCAACUUUGAGAGCAAUUAGUCAACCCGUACCUCUGGGGUUCUUCUUCUAAGAAGUUAGAAGAAUAUUCUAGAUUGUAAGUAGUGUUUGUACCAGGUGAUGAUGUGCGCUAACAUUUUGGUGGUUUUUGUUAAUGGCACACCUGAAAAAUUUAAUGGCAAAUCGACAAUAAACGCUUUUUCUCCUGGUCUUUUAGAUUUAUUUAACCAUCAAAAGUUCCAAAGGAAAAUUUUUUA